CUUGGAAGGUGGGGUGGAUUUGUAAGAGACUCAAGUGGGCUCAUAACCCAUUUACAAGAACAGAAAACUAAAAGGGGAAAAGAAAGAAAAGAAAAGGAGGAAAUUUUCAUCAUUCUUUUUCCUAGUUCGAUACAGUCAAGCAAAGGGAAUUUUUUCUGUGAUUAUUGGGGUGGGAAAAGAGGACCCCAGAAUGAAACUCAGAAGAUUUCUAUCGAUCCAUGUUCUAUCAUUGUUUCUUUUUAUGGGAUUUCUGUAUUAUGUGACGAUAUUCAUAUUUAUCGAAGAUUGGUUUGGGUUACAGAGCUCAGCUGGCUUGCUAAACUCUCUGAUCUUAAGUAUUUCCACUUUUAUGUGCAUGUUUGCGUUUGUGGCGUGUCUGCUCUCGGACCCCGGCGGCGUUCCAUCUGGUUAUGUCCCUGAUGUUGAAGAUGGCCAAGGCCCAGAUCACGAAAUCAAGAAAAGUGGUGCACAACUGAGGCAAUGUGACAAGUGUUCUGGACACAAGCCUCCCAGGGCUCAUCAUUGUCGUGUCUGCAGAAGGUGUGUUCUUAGAAUGGAUCACCAUUGCUCCUGGAUUAAUAAUUGCGUGGGCCAAAAGAACUACAAGCCGUUUCUUCUUUUACUCUUCUAUGCAACUGUUGCAAGCACUUAUUCUGCGAUUCUUAUAACAUGCAGCUCACUUCAGAAAGACUGGGAUUCUACUGGCAGACAUCGUCUCAAGACCUUUCACGUUUGUUGUGUGAUUGGUAGUGUAUGUUUAAGUUUGACGCUUGGAUCUCUGUUCGCCUGGCAUGUAUACCUAACGUCCCGUAACUUGACAACGAUAGAGUACCAUGAGGAAAAACGAGCUGCAUGGUUGGCAAGGAAAUCCGGGCAGAGCUAUCAUCAUCCUUAUGAUUUUGGUUUUUACAAAAAUAUUACCCUGGUCUUGGGUCCGAACGUGAUAAAAUGGCUUUGGCCCACGGCUAUCAGUCACAUCAAAGAUGGACUUAGCUUCCCGACUGUACGUGAAAGCUCAUGACAUGAUCCAGCCGAACAAAGACUCAUGCAGGCAGUCUUUUUCCUCUCCAGUAGCAGUUGAUGACCUCAAUUAUAGAUCUGAUCUGCUCGGGGCUAAAUCACCGAGCAUCUUCAGAUCCCUGGAACGGCUGGAUAUCGUGUUAUGGUCUAAAACGGUAUAACUAUUACUUUGAAAACCUUGCGCUGGGCUUUUGUGAUUCUACGCCAUACCCAAUACAAUAAUCAGUUUGAUAAUGUUGCUCUAGCUCCAUGCGGUAAAUGUGCAGAGUGUACAAGUAUAUAGAAUACUGCUGUUAUCUGUAGACAUUCUUUCUGAAUAGAUUUGUGUAUAAAAUUUUCCAUCACCUAUUAUACGUUGUAUUGUUUACAAUUAUUAAACUGUCUCAAGUCCGGAAAUAUCGGCAUCAUGCA
Molecule: messenger RNA, 1431 nt
Organism: Sesamum indicum (sesame)
Lineage: Eukaryota; Viridiplantae; Streptophyta; Magnoliopsida; Lamiales; Pedaliaceae
Product: DHHC-type zinc finger family protein
Molecular function (GO): palmitoyltransferase activity
Source: RefSeq, a predicted model, not a curated record